Molecule: messenger RNA, 1504 nt
Organism: Acanthocheilonema viteae
Lineage: Eukaryota; Metazoa; Nematoda; Chromadorea; Rhabditida; Onchocercidae
Source: the annotation of a GenBank genome assembly
AUUGAUCCUUGAAUAUAGCGAGCCAGUAGUCGAUGUAUUACAAUCAUUUGAUGACUUCACCGAAAAUAUCAGCAAACAGCAUAUUCCCACACUAUCUACUGUCCUAGUAGAAGAGUGUACUUUCAAAUGGCAACAAAAACUUCAUUUUGGAAGAAAUAAAUUUACUACUGCGUCACAGUCGCAAACCGAAAGUUGUCCUAAAGAAGACAGUAGAAGUCAAGAUGAAGCAACAACGGAAAGUAGCAGAGUGUUUACUCUUAUUGAUGGUGAAGAACCUAUCGGAAUCGGAAAGGAAACUACGAAGUUGAGUAUUGAUACAGGAGAAAACAGUUUAGCAGAAAGAAUUGCUGUCUCCAGAAAUAGACGAAUAGAACCGUCAAUGAUGUCACAUCGGAAACCAAUAAUUGAUUUACCACAUAAGGAACAUCAAAUGAAAACACGAAGCGUACAGCGUAGCAAGCAGGUGAUGUACAUUAUGGCCUAUUUGGGUCCAAUCCAAAAUAACACGCAAGCAUAUGAUGAACGUAAUCAGUAUGUUCUAUGCAAAAUGAUGGCAAUUAAUGGGACAAAUAUUAUCAUAGAACCAGAUUUAUUCUCUGUAAAUAACUCCAUUGAAAGUCGUUACGGCAUUUACAAAGCGCGCUUGUUCAUUAUAAACAACGAAAGAUUUGAUCGUAUUGAUGAUGUCAGCUCAAAUCAGUUAUGGUUUGAAAAAGACGACAGUAGCACAAUGAACGAUCUUCCAGCCGAAAAAACUAUAAAAUUUGUUUAUCUUAUCGAUAUUGAACGAGCGAUAAACUUUCCUCACGAUGGAUUAUGCAUUGAGUAUAAAGUUGACCUGCCGCUGCAAUGUACACUAAUUGAUUUAUCUCCAGUGCAUAAAUGGUCAAUAAUCACCGAUUCAGUCCCACAGGCAGAGAAUGAUGUAGCUGUAUUUUCACAACCAGUAUGUGUCACAAUAAUUAUCAAAGAAGAGGAGCAAUUUUUUGAGAAUUUUUACUGGCCCAGAAUGAUUUUUCGACUUUAUGGAGAAGAUUAUUGGGGACGUUUCUUUGUAAAUGGUUUUGGGCAAUUAACACUACCUUCUCGACCAGGAAGACAUCAUUUCGACAUCAAAUGUUGGCGGUAUGAGCGCAAAUAUGAGAAAAAAGGGAUGCUAUUCGAAAACUUUAUCUCCCAAAUGGCUGACUUCAAGCAGGAGUUGACUUUAGCGAGUGAAUCAACAAUAUGCAAAGUAGGCCCAAUAGCAUCUAGCAUAGGUCUUAAUACAAUAAGCUCCGGAAUUCUUAAAAUUAAUGUACAAUGUAUCAUGCAAAGUCGAGCAUUCAUCUCUCACGAAUUCUUUUACAAAAUAAAAUAUGGCACCUUGAUGCGAUAUGAUGGGAUGCAAUCACGAAUUCACUGCAAUAUCCUUAAAGUACUAUUGAAAUUUGAAGAGGCGCGCAGAAAUCUUCUUAAGAUUCGAAAUCAGCCCAUACCUACUGUUAAUAAUAAAAUUUUGUAA